Molecule: messenger RNA, 5948 nt
Organism: Hipposideros armiger (great roundleaf bat)
Lineage: Eukaryota; Metazoa; Chordata; Mammalia; Chiroptera; Hipposideridae
Gene: BMP10
Product: bone morphogenetic protein 10
Exons: 2
Coding region: 160-1434 (424 amino acids)
Biological process (GO): BMP signaling pathway
Cellular component (GO): extracellular region
Molecular function (GO): cytokine activity; growth factor activity
Source: RefSeq, a predicted model, not a curated record
GGGAAGAGGAAGAAUGGUCAGGGGAGGGAGAGAGAGGGGAAGGGUUUCCAAACUUGUCUCCAGUGACAUGAGACAUUUACGCUCCGCAAGAUAAAACUGCCACUUAGAGCCCAGGAGAGCUAAACUUUCCUGGGUUGGCCUGGGGGCUUGAGCAGAGUCAUGGGUUCUCUGGCCCUGCAGCUGUGCGCUCUCCUCUGCCUGGUGGCUCACUCUGUUUCUGGCAGCCCCAUCAUGAGCCUGGAGCAUUCGCCUCUGGAAGAAGAUAUGUCCCUCUUCGAUGAUGUCUUCUCAGAGCAAGAUGGUGUUGACUUUGACACACUUCUGCAGAGCAUGAAGAAUGAGUUUCUCAAGACAUUGAACCUGUCUGACAUCCCUAUGCAGGAUUCAGCCAAGGUUGACCCACCAGAGUACAUGCUGGAACUCUACAACAAAUUCGCCACGGACCGAACCUCUAUGCCAUCUGCCAAUAUCAUUAGGAGUUUCAAGAAUGAAGAUCUGUUUUCCCAACCAGCCAGUUUCCAUGGGCUACGAAAAUACCCUCUCCUCUUCAAUGUGUCCAUCCCUCACCAUGAAGAGGUCAUCAUGGCUGAACUCAGGUUGUACACACUGGUGCAAAGAGAUCGCAUGAUGUAUGAAGGAGUGGACCGAAAAAUUACCAUUUUUGAAGUACUAGAGGACAAUGGGGACAAUGAGGGUGAAAGAAACAUGCUGGUCUUGGUGUCAGAGGAGAUCUACGGAACCAACAGUGAGUGGGAGACUUUUGAUGUCACCAAUGCCAUCAGACGUUGGCAAAAGUCAGGUUCAUCCACCCACCAGCUGGAAGUCCACAUUGAGAGCAGACGCGACAAAACCGAGGACACUGGCAGGGGACAACUGGAAAUAGACACCAGUGCCCAGAAUAAGCAUGACCCUCUGCUUGUUGUGUUUUCUGAUGACCAAAGCAGUGAGAAGGAACGGAAGGAGGAACUGAAUGAAAUGAUCACCCAUGAGCAACUUCUGGAGCUGGACAACCUGGGCCUGGGCGGUUAUUCCAACGGACCUGGGGAAGAGGCUUUGCUGCAAAUGAGGUCAAACGUCAUCUAUGAUUCCACUGCCCGCAUCAGAAGGAAUGCCAAAGGAAAUUACUGCAAGAAGACCCCACUCUACAUCGAUUUCAAGGAGAUUGGCUGGGACUCUUGGAUCAUCGCCCCACCUGGAUAUGAAGCCUAUGAAUGCCGUGGUGUUUGCAACUACCCCCUGGCAGAGCAUCUCACACCCACAAAACAUGCAAUUAUCCAGGCCUUGGUCCACCUCAAGAAUUCCCAGAAGGCUUCCAAAGCUUGCUGCGUCCCCACCAAGCUAGAGCCCAUCUCCAUCCUCUAUUUAGACAAAGGUGUUGUCACCUACAAGUUUAAAUACGAAGGCAUGGCUGUCUCUGAGUGUGGCUGUAGAUAGAAAAGGAGUCGCGUAGCUUAUUUAAUAACUGUAAAUGUGUAUAUUUUGUGUUCUUAUUUAAUAAGAUUAUUUAAUAAGGGUGUACAGAUCAUAGAAGUCGCUACCUUUGGGAAAUGGAUAGGUCAGUUUGGUGAAGGAAAUGCAUAUUUUGCUAUACAGUCUCACCCCUUCCAAUCUGUUUUUCUUUGGACUUGUCAUUUCCUGACAAUGCCAUCUCUAACAGCAAGUGGCAAGCCCAUACUACUUGUCAUCUAUGUCAACUUGAAAACAACAACCCCUAAGCAGAAAUACUGUGUAGAAAGAUAAGAUAUUUGUGUAUGUAUAUGUGUACAUAGAUAAACUUAUAAAACUCUUUUCGUUCCAUAGAAAUAGAUUAGGCUCACUCAUAUGUAUGACUCAAUCAAAUGUGUAUUAAACGCCACUGGUAUGUUCUCAGUCACCUCUUCUCUGAGUAGGGUUGUCAAACUGUCAAGAUCAUUUGCACCAGGAAUUUCAUCCUAGGAAGUAGUACAUUUCCUAAAUACUAUUAGGAAUGUAGGUGUGGCUUUUGUCAGUUGAGUUUCUGAUGUUGCUCAGAGCAGCAGGGCCUGGUAAAGGAUCCUGCAUGUUUGAGGAGACUGGUUAUUGAUACAAACCAAAUAGCUUAGAGAAGCAAUGGUCUUAAGGUACAAUAGCAAAGAAUGAACCCAUUGGGCAACAGUGUGCUCUAGAGGGGAGUGCCUGGUCAAGAAAGGGAAACAGGGAGGACUUCAGGGUGACAUCCUUUCCUGAGGGAAAAGGAAAGCAAGACCAUGCAUGUUGACCUUUAUUGCUGCAGGGGGUUCAGGAGGUAAGAGGCGGCUCAUAGGGGAGGAGAGGAAAAGGACUUAAAUACUAUCCUAAGAUGUGUUUGUAGAAUUAUAAGCAGUUCUAAUUGGAGAAUGAAAUCUUUCGGACAAAAUAAAAUUAUCAAAGACCAAAAGGAGGACAAUCGGGUGGGAUCUGUCUGUUGGAUCUUCGCUUCUUAAUAUUUUUCACCAAUUCUUAAUAUUUCUCCCUUGCCUCUGCACCGCCCCUCUUGCUUUUCCCACCUUUUCUCUCCCCUCUUUCCUCUUUAUCCCAGCGCCUCAUGUCUUUCUCCCAUUUCUGUGUCUCUUGUCUUCAUUGGCCUUCAUUGCUCCUCCUGUGAGCUGGAAGGGGAUACCUGACAGCAUCUCUUUCUAGAUAAAUGGAGUUGGUGCUCUCAUUUCCAGAUUUUGCCCUGAUAUUUAAUUUGAUUUUCUCUUAAUAAUACCCUUUAAGAAAAGUUUUGUUCAUGAAGAAUACUUAAGGAAAAGGAAAUGAGAGUUCUAAUGGGUCCAUCUAAACAAAUGAAUAAAUAAACACACAAGCAAAUGACUUGAAAGCUAAGCCUGCAGUUUGAAACCAGCUUUGCCCCAUGGUAGAAAGCCUGUAGCCUUCCCAUUCUUCCCUUUCUGCAGUCUUCCUGUUUUGGAACUGGCCAGAACUAAGAGCCUGGGAAGUGUUCCUGAUAGGAACGCCUGGUAGGUCUCCAGUAGUUGGUCAGUUAGUUGGAAGGACACUGAGACUCUGGUGUGGUCUUAGCUGUGCCCCUCCUCUGCCCCCUCCCCCAUCCCCUGCCUGCAAGAUCAUGGGCUUUCUGCAGGAAGAACCAGAGCUGAGCAUUUCUCACACUGUUCUGACACCUCCAGGCAGAUGACACAGAUGGUUCACACUAUAAUCAGGAAUGUGAUUUCCAGUACAUUGUCCCCCACUCACCCCGUUGGAUGCUUCCUUAAGAAUUCUGGCUUUUUUUUUUUUUUCACCCUGGGAAACCAUCGGCAUCCCUUUCAAAAAACUCUUGGGGUUAUAAACUCAUAUUGUACUAGUAAAUAGAGCCAAGGAAGCUAUUUUGAAGGACAUUUUGCCCAAUUUGGACCUCACCUCUGUACACUCGGGUACACAGAUUCUGAGAGCAAACAGAGGGCAGAUGCUGGGGAAUUCAUUGCCCCAAAAAAGUGAUAUUCUGAUCAUCAGAGAGUAUAUAAUGAGAGACAAUUUGAGAUGGCCAUGCAACUCAGAAUCAUUCAUUUAUGGAGUAGCCUCCAUAUGUAAUGGUGUGUGUGUGUGUGUGUGUGUGUGUGUGUGUGUGUGUGUGUGUAAGUGGCUUCGGAUAGUCACACUUAGAGCCCUCAGUGGGAUUGGUACACCCUCUACAGCCAUGGUGCACUGUAUACUCAUAUAUUCUACGGUACAUCUUAUAAAGGACACUGUAAUAGACAUACAUUAAAACCUCUGCUGAGCAAGAUAGUGUUGGUUAGAUAAAAACCAAGCAAAAUUUUCUUUAUAUCUAAAAAUAUAUGGUGUGCUAGUAAGUGCUUCACAGCCAGCAAUCCUGGGAGAAAUACGCCCUGAUUUGUGGAUCUCAGUGGUGUAAAUACUCCCACCGUGGCCUAUGUCAAGCUACCAAUGUGAUGUCAACUGGCUUGCAAAGUUCCUGAAUACUAACGGUCAGCUCUCGGGAGCUAUUCUUGCACGCGCUGGCACCCUGCUGCUAUUAACAUCUUGCUGUUAGAACAUAAGACAUACAGGCCCUGUUUUCCUCACACCCUCUGCUGACUUUGCCAGGUUCCUGGAGAAACCUUGUCUUGGGUGCGCUUAUAAUCACCCUUCUGUUAAAGAGGUGAAAAUCUAGGCUGCCCACAAUUAGGCUGCAUAUCACAGAUUCGUCUCCUUUUACCACAGUCCAGAUGUAAACAUGCAUGUCUAUGAUUUCUUCCUCCCUACUAAAGAGGGUCCACAUACAUAUUGGUUAUUCAAAUAUUGCUAGUGGCAUUUUUUUUUGCUUUCUUUUCAUCAAAAAAUGAAAAGACAAACCAUAAAGAGUCCUUCCAGCUCCCAUCAGGCCUCUUGCAGCAUGCCUGAAGUUCUCCAACAUCGCUGUAUUAAUGUGAAGCCACGAAAUUGUCAGAUCCUUGCGAAAGUAGAGCUCACUAAUAUCUUCUCUAGUCACAGGCCUUGGCUACAUCUCACGCCAGUCUCCUUCAUACGUUUAUGGCUGAAUUAUCAUCACUGAAGUUCAUAAAUCCAAAUGACUCUCAAGGAGAAUGGUAGCAGAGGGAUUUGGGCCACCAAUAACCAAACUAUUCAUGUAAAAACUUCUAGGUGUCCUGCUAUUUAUUGAUGGAUAUAUUUAUUUUUGUAAUAUAGUGUAGAAUACCAAAUAUUUUAUUUUUAUGUUUGUGAUUCCCUCUUGAAUAUAAUAGUCUUCUGUGCUUUUCAAAUAAUACCUUCCUUGGAGUAUGGCUCCUUUACAACACAUGGCCUGUAUUCUCACUCUCUUUGCAUCAGAAUUUCCUGUUAUUUUUAGGGAGCCUUGCCAUGAGCUUACGAUCACCUUGUAUAUUUGUGUCUUGUAAGUAUGCUGUGAGCUCCUUGCCAUAUUUACUGAUUUGUAAAUAGGACAGUUUUAACUGAAUAGUAGGUAUUCCAGAAAAUAUUUAACCAAUAAUUCAUCAUGUGGGUUUCAUGAGUUGACACUGUCAUUUUUCCAUUAGAAGCAAAUGUUUGUCAAGCUGUGAGGGGCUGUGAUUGCUGUUCAGCAUUUAAUUGGGGCUUUUCAUUCCCAAACUAGCUGCUGUCCCUCUGACUGUAUCCAUUGCCUUUACUGACUCACCAAUUCAGAGACUUGAUUGGACAACCCAUUUGUAAUUGGGCCAAUGACUCUCUAAAUGUAAAAAAGUGUUCAUAUAGUCAUUCCCAAAAAAGUCCAUGUCAAAGUACCCAAUUUUUCCUCUGUGUAUAAUUUUUGACCUGGGACAUUAAUGGUAAUUACUUUUCCCAGAACUGUCAAUAAUUGUUUGGGUAUGCUUUUGAAUCUGUAUUCUUUAAGUAAAAGGUAUUUCCAUAGAAAGGGAUUUCACAUAUUACUUCUUACUGGACUCAUCAACAGCCCACACAGCCCAGCAGUGUUGUGGCAAAAUCAUGUACAAAUUCUUCUAUAACACAGAAGGGACAUUGCCCUUGUUAAGGAUUAUGGAUCUUUUCAAAGAGACACCAUGGGUUGUAUUCGGCCUCUGUCAUCUGGUGAAAAAGGAAUACUACUGUGAUUUCUUGUCCCCUGAAAAACACGAUUGAUUUCACACAUUAGACAGUAGGUAACACUGUUCCAUAGCCACUGGUAUGGGUGUGGAAGUAUAUCCGUAAGUGUAUAACCUCAUCAGGGAAUGCUUGUUUGUUAUGAUCAGCAUGCUUCCGUCACACACGAGCUCUUGUUCUGUGAGUGUCUGGCCCGAUUGCAGUGAGAACAUGGACAUGCUCGUGCCAACCUAACCAACUUCCACAAACACAGAAAAUCAGCUAAUACCAUAGUCACAUCAAUCAGUUGAAGCACAUUCAUUUUCGUGUUCAUUACCUAUGUCCAAAUUUAUGUAGGAAUCACCAGACUAAAAGGAAGAUGGGAAUGAAUGUUUUACACUGUGUUCAUAAGUCAAAUGUGUACAUUCAGAGUUAUCUUGUGAAAUAAAAUGGAAAAA